Molecule: messenger RNA, 678 nt
Organism: Parastagonospora nodorum SN15
Lineage: Eukaryota; Fungi; Ascomycota; Dothideomycetes; Pleosporales; Phaeosphaeriaceae
Exons: 2
Coding region: 1-678 (225 amino acids)
Biological process (GO): regulation of DNA-templated transcription
Molecular function (GO): zinc ion binding; DNA-binding transcription factor activity, RNA polymerase II-specific
Source: RefSeq, a predicted model, not a curated record
AUGGUGGGUGUCGCAGGGAAGUCUCGAGCGUGUCAUGACUGCAAGCGACGAAGAGUCAAGUGCGACUUCCAGAAACCUUCAUGUAUGAGGUGCGAAAAGGCUGGCCGAGCUUGUCCAGGCUACGACAGAGCUUCCAUCUUUGUCAAUCGCACAUUGUCCGAAUUCACCACCACAGCACGAGUAGCGAUAGCAGAAGCGAUAUCGCUCCAGGUUCAAAUUUCUAUGAAACAUUCCUCGAGAUUGUUGCAGACCUUUGAACAACUGCAGGCGAACAUAACAGUCCCCCAAGCUCCUUUCCCAGGCACAUUUCGCCUCGGCGCUUGGGACAUACUUCGAGAACUGUACCUCCCACGUACGCGUUCCACAGACGAAUGUGAGGUCACAGCUACCUCAUGCUACUCAUGGGUCCACGCUGUCUGCCACAUGGUACCUAAAAGCAAUGUUUUGAAUCAAGCAUUGCUGGCAUUCUGCGCAAUUCAAGUCUAUCUUGCAGAGCCAUGGAGCAUUUCUGAAGAGCGAGCACAGAGUCUAUAUGGUGAAGCUGUUAAGAAGUUGAUCGAAAGUCUCGAAGAAUCUGAUGUGGAAAGAAGAGACGACACCCUAGCAGCGAUAGUUGUUCUGUCAACUUGCGAGGUAAAGCAGCUUUGGCGGACGUCCACUAUGCACCAAUCAUGCUGA